Penicillium odoratum is the source of this 810-nucleotide messenger RNA. RefSeq lists its product as uncharacterized. The transcript is spliced from 2 exons. The coding region runs from base 1 to 810 and encodes 269 amino acids. The record is from RefSeq and is a predicted model, not a curated record. NCBI's taxonomy places the organism in Eukaryota, Fungi, Ascomycota, Eurotiomycetes, Eurotiales, Aspergillaceae.
AUGGAUGCGCCUCCCCCUCCCGACAAGCUCGCUAAACUCCAGGGCAAAGUGGUCAACACGCUCCAAAUCGGUGUUCCGUCCAUGCUUCUUGCUUUGAGAGCCCUUAUCCUAGCAGGUAUCCCAGUCGUGGAGUAUGGCGCGCAGAUUUACCACCAAAGUGGAGACAGAAGAUACUAUCUACUGAAUCCGGAGUGGGUGAUCCCCGACGACCAGCUGCCCGGGGCUUCCCAGAUCCUGGUCGAAGCAGGCUACCCUCGAAUUUUUCCCUCGGUACGGCCCUGGGUAGGAUGGUGGGAUACCAGAGCCUGGUGCCACGACAUCAAGAUGCCAGAGCAUAAUCUGGAUUUCGGGGUUGUUUAUCUCCUGCCUCUAUCCAUCGUUGGCUUCUCCCUCGCAGACACUGCUAGAGUCCCCUGUACAUUCGACGACACCUUCAACAUUCUCACCCCCAAGCCUGUCGCCUACUGUGUCUCUUUAGUCAAGCUUCUUCGAGGGUUUGAGGUAGACGACCCUCUCCGAUUCCGCGUGCAGGCAGAUUUGAUGCAUUUCAUAUGCCAUGCUAUCGACCAAAUUCCCGUGGAGGCUACUCCUUAUAUUGUCUUGCCUACCAUGGAGCAGAAGAUGAAGACCGACAAUGGCAUAAGGACUGUGAUCCACUGGCAAUGGGGGAGGACCGAUAUUUUGACCAAGAGCAUCAUUCUUCAUUGUGUUCGAGACCCCCAGAUGAUCUGGCGGAUUUCGAAGAAUACGAACUUCGAGGGUGGAAAGGUCCCGACUGAUAAUAUCGGUAUGACGAAACUCGUCUUUUGA